AUGAUGAAUAGGUUUCUUCAGAGCUCCCGACUACGUUUUGCCAUAUAUAACCCAUCUAAGGUACGAUCCAUUACAACAUUGAGUUUUAAUGACUUGAAAGAUCCAAAAGUUUUUAGUAAAUCUGAAAUCAAGAACAUACAAAGUUAUUGGGUGGAUCAAGGCAAUCCCUAUGCAGAAAGGAGCAGUUCACUUCUCGUCAACUGCAGCGUUUCAGAGUUGUCGAAGUAUUUAUCCAGGUUUAGUCAUCGUUCAUUUUUAGUGAGAGAGCUUUAUCGAAGAGAGCUAAUAUAUAACUCACAAGAGAACCCAGAAAUUUGUCAAGAACUUAUCAGAAAUAUCACCAAAAACAGCCCUGUCAAAUUAGAAACAUGUAAUGAUAUUUUAGCAUUCAUUGUACAAGAUUCUAUUCGGACAAAUGAUGUGGUUAUGGCAGUUAGGUUAUUUUUGUUAUUUCAUAAAUUGAAUCCAAGUAAAGCAGUAGAUGGUUCAAUUAUACAGGUACUGUUCUCUGCAUUAGCUGUGAAAGAGCCUGGUGACGAUUCUAAAAGCAUUAGGGUUUGCAUGAAUAUUUUAAACGAUUUGAAUAACUAUGACAUUGAUUUCAAAUUGAAAACCGGCACAGUGGUUAGAUUGAUAGAUAAAGUAUUAAAUCUUAAAGACAAUAUUUUAGGAAAGGCAUUUGCCGAAAAGUUUAUAGAAUCGAAUUUCUUCCGGUCUUUAAGUAAUGAUGGUAAACUGGAGGUAUUAUAUUGUAUGAUCGAAAACGGGUAUAAUAAUAAAAAUGAUUCACAGGUGGUAAUUAAUUGGUUCCGCGCAAAGAAAUAUUGUGACCAGUUUUCCUCGCUAAAAGUGGAUAUAAUACACAUGUUGCUGAAGUUAGCGAACAAGGAAAAUGGCUAUUCAUAUAUCGGUAAUGACAUAAUUGAGAAUCUGGAACCACGAUAUUAUUGUAACUCUCGAUUGCUGUUACCGGAGAUAAUAAAGUUUGUAACCCGAACAGCCGAUUUAAAGAAAAUACAAACAUUGCUGAAUAUAAUUGAGCAAAAUAUAUCUGCAUCUAAUUACAACACCGUUUGGUUAUCAAAAGAUAAUCUUUGUGCGUUAUUGAAGAUGUACUUGGAUUUUGGGGAUUCACAAGGUGUAGAUAAUACAUUGAAACACAUAAGUGAUACAUAUGGUAGGAUUGAGGCAAUAAAUCAUGAGGUUUUAAUUUCACACUUAUUGGAAGAAGGAGGUCUUUCUAAGGUAAAGAAAGCUAUCUCUCUUUUGUUUUCUUUAGAAGGAAAUAGUUUCCUGAUAUGUGCACCAAAACUAUUGAGCUAUCUGUUACAGAGUGAUCAGCUAGCACAUGAAGCGGUAGUGCCAAACAGGCAUUUGUUGGUUAAUGAGAUUGUAGAAAAAGCAGAAAUAUAUGAUCGGGAAUAUAGAACUAACUUUUGGGACCAUCUGGUAGAGCUUUAUUUUUUAAAACUCCUCGAGAGUGGUGAUUCUGGAAAUGGAGAUAUUAGAAAAUCUUUGCUGCUUGCUAAACUUAUCUUCAUCAAUUCUGUCAAUAGUAAGACCAGUCCAACUUACAACCCUUUUUCAGAGACCAGCCCAGAUAUGCUUGUUGUUCGAUUGAAACAAGCAAACAUGGUAGAAGUUUUGAAACGCAUUGCACAGGUUUCAUUCCGUACCGGAAAUGAAGAUAUACUUCAAUGGUCAUGCGCGCAGCUUUUUGGAGAGGGUUUUACAACAUCCGAGGUAAUCGUCGGCAUUGUUUCCUCUAAAAUUGAAAAUGGCAUAUCUAACACUCCAAAAACUUAUGAGCAGUUCUGGAACAUGAUAGACAACGAAAUGCAAGCGCCAAGGCUAUAUGAGAUUUUAAAGUAA
Messenger RNA from Nakaseomyces glabratus, 1872 nucleotides. RefSeq names its product Cbp1p (gene CBP1). Lineage: Eukaryota; Fungi; Ascomycota; Saccharomycetes; Saccharomycetales; Saccharomycetaceae. The record is from RefSeq and is a predicted model, not a curated record.